This is a messenger RNA of Panicum hallii, 1388 nucleotides long. RefSeq lists its product as uncharacterized. The record is from RefSeq and is a predicted model, not a curated record. The transcript has a single exon. Bases 102 to 1238 code for a protein of 378 amino acids. Lineage: Eukaryota; Viridiplantae; Streptophyta; Magnoliopsida; Poales; Poaceae.
CCAGCCAUUUCCUCUCCAAAUCACCUCGUCCCCAUUCAUCUUCCCUUCUUCCCUCAAAACCCUAACCCCUCCCCAUCCUCCCUCUCGUCGGCGCCAGCACCAUGACCCUCCUCGCCGCCAUCACCAGCUCCGCCGCCAACCCCGCCGCCGGCGGGGGCCCGGUCGCCCACCCAAUCGUGCUCACCCCAGGCGCCGCGCCGCCGCCGCCGACCUCCUCCGCGCUCCCGACCCCAAUCCCGCCCUCCGCCUGGACGCUAGCCCCCGCCGACCCGACCCUCCCCAAAGCCGCCUCCUUCCUCGCGGCCUCCCUCACCUCCUGCUCCUCCCUCCCGCGCCUCCGCACCCUGCUCAACUCCUUCUUCGCCGCCCUGUCCCAAUCCCUCUCCCUCCCGCCGCCGCCGCCCGCCCUCCCCGCCGCCACCCGCGCCCUCGCCCCCUACUUCCCCGCCGCCCUCGCUUCCCUCGUCGCCUCCAAGGCGGCGAGCUUCGCCGAGUUCGACGUCAUCUUCGCGCUCGUGGAGUCACGCCGCCUCCCGCACCCGCCGGCGGACCUCAUCUCCACUCUCUCCGACAACAACCGCGCCGACCUCGUCUGCUCCGUGCUCCGCCAGGCCGCCGACCUCCGGUCCUCCGAGAUCCUCGCCGCGCUCUGCUUCUUCCUCUCGCCGGGCACCAAUAAGGCCUACGACGCCAUGAUGCGCGUCAAGGGCCGGUGGAAGGACGCCGCGGUGCUCGCGGUCCAGAAAUGCCGGGAGAAGGGCCCCGGGAAGAAGAUGAAGGUCGACGCCGCGGCAAGGCAGGCGGCGCUGCUUCUCAUGAUGGGGCACGACGGGUUCUCCUCCCCGGAGGUGUGCCUGCACUACCUGUUCGCGUCGGGGAAUGUGGAUUCCGUGGUGCUUGGAGCGGCUGUGGCCGAGCUUGAUGGCGGGGAAGUGGUCAGGCUCAUGAGGUACCUCAACAAGUGGAUUGGCAAGUACCAGAGGUUCCCAGAGGCACAGGCAUGCCCGGAGGCUGUGGGGAUGCUCGGAUUGGAGCAGUGUGACAGCGUUCCGUCGUUUGGAGCAGUGAUCAGGGCAUUGGGAGUGCUGCUGGAUAAUCAUUUCUCCCAUCUUGUGUUGAGCACUGAAGUGCGAGAGGAGUUGAUGGCUGCUGAGGUGAUGGUGAGGCAGCUAGCUGUGGAAGCGGAGUCAUCUGGACCAAUUCUGGACUUGCUGCGUAGGUUGCAGCACGAUAAGUGAGCAAAUCAGUUUUGUGCUCUCGAAUCUAUUUCCUUGUAGUUCUGAAAUUGAUGUGUGGAAAUUUUGACUGUUUUGCUGCAUUGCAGUGAUGAGUUAUUAUGUGUUGCGGUAUUGAAUAUUGAAGUAUAACAGUAAAUGUUUUGGUUGGAA